Molecule: messenger RNA, 681 nt
Organism: Naegleria fowleri
Lineage: Eukaryota; Heterolobosea; Eutetramitea; Acrasida; Naegleriidae
Exons: 1
Coding region: 1-681 (226 amino acids)
Source: RefSeq, a predicted model, not a curated record
AUGGCCAAACCAAAGAAGAUUGAAAAUUCAUCAUCAUCGUCGGAUCAAGAUGCUCAAAAAACCGAUGAGCAACGUCAUAUUGUAUUGGAGGAUAGACUCUUUCAUGAAACAGCUCGUUUAUUAUUAUUUGAUGAUAUACAGGCUCAUAUGUACGCAAGUGAUCCAUCCAAUCACUCCAAGAACCUAGCAGCCGAAAACAGUAUUGUUCAUAAUCCAUUCGGAGUAAAGAGAAGAAGAGUAGGAAAAUCUCCUUCAUCAAAAGAUAACUCUUCUCGUUCUUCGUUCAAAAUACCCUUCUUGCAAUUGGAAAUUACUUUUGCUCAAAUCAUGAUUGCAUGUAUUGUUUUAUUAAUUGCUGCUGUUGCAUUCAUGAAGAUUACAUCGGAGAAUACACCAAUGGUGAACGAAGAGGAUAUCUAUGAAAAGAUUGAUUACUUUGAAGUUUUGGAAGUUCCUAAAGGCUCUCCACUCAAACUCAUCAAGAAAGCCUUUAGAAAACAAACUCGACAAUGGCACCCCGAUAGAAACCCUGAUUGUGGUGAGGUGUGCGUCAAAAAGAUGGCAUUAAUUUCUGAAGCACAUACGGUAUUGAGUAAUGAGGAAUUAACAAAAUGGCACUUGGAGAAGGGUUAUCGUGUUCCUGAUUCCAUGUUGAAGAAAGCAGCUAGAGCCAGAGAUUAA